AUGGAGCUGCGCUGGAUGUCUCUCCUGCUGGUAGCCUCUUGUGUCGGCACUGUCCAGGGCUCACCAAAGAUGAAUGGCAAGAAUGAGAGCAUUGACAUGUCCCAGCCCUUGCAUAUCCUUGUGGAGGAAAACUUGAUGGUGCUAACACCUCCUGGCCUGACUCAGAUGCUGAACGAGACGCGCUUCCUGAUGGUGCUCUUCCAUAACCCAUCCUCAAAGCAAUCCAGGAGCUUAGCUGAGGAGCUGGGCAAAGCCGUGGAGAUCAUGGGCAAAGGCAAGAAUGGGAUUGGCUUUGGCAAAGUGGACAUCACAGUUGAGAAGGAACUUCGGAAGGAGUUUGAUGUCAAGAAGGCCCCAGAGUUGAAGCUGUUUUUUGAGGGCAACAGAUCACAGCCCAUCAGCUGCCAAGGAGUGGUUGAAUCUACUGCCUUGGUUGUUUGGUUGAGAAGACAAAUUAGCCAGAAAGCAUUUCUGUUCUCUGACAGCAGUGAGAUAGCAGAAUUUGUGAAUUCCAGGCCCUUGGUCAUCGUCGGUUUCUUCCAGGACUUAGAGGAAGAAGUAGCGGAGUUGUUCUAUGAUAUGAUCAAAGACUUUCCAGAGCUAACGUUUGGAGCGAUAUUGAUUAGACAUGCCAUUGGGCGUUACCAUGUCACCCUUGACAGUGUUAUAGUGUUCAAAAAGGGAAGAAUUGUGAACCGCCAGGAGCUUAUUAAUGACAAUGUCAACAAACAAAUCCUCAAUAAACUCAUAAAAGAACAACUCACAGAUUUUGUCAUUGAAUACAACACUGAGAAUAGGGAUCUGAUUUACGAAUUGAACAUCCUGAAUCACAUGUUGCUCUUUGUCUCCAAAAGCUCCGAGUCAUUUCGUAUGAUAAUGCAGCAUUACAAGUUGGCAUCGAAGAUAUUCCAAAAUAAGAUCCUUUUCAUCCUUGUGGAUACAGAUGUGCCCAGAAAUAGACGUGUCUUCAAAUACUUCCAGAUCUCAGAUGUCGAUGUCCCAUGUAUCCAAAUCCUAAACUUAAGCUCCGAUGCGAGGUACAAAAUGCCUUUCGAGGAAAUAACCUACGAAAACCUCCAGCGUUUCGGCCAGAGCUUCCUGAGUAGAAAGGCUAAGAAACAUCUAUCCAGUGAAGAAAUUCCAAAUUACUGGGACCAGGGGCUGGUUAAGCAGCUUGUUGGGAAGAACUUCAACGUUGUGGUGUUUGACAAGGAAAGGGACGUGUUUGUGAUGUUCUAUGCACCCUGGUCCCAGAAGUGCAUGGUGCUAUUCCCAGUGUUGGAAGAGUUGGGCAGAAAGUAUCAAAACCACUCCACAGUCACCAUCGCCAAGAUCGACAUCACGGCAAAUGAUAUUCAGCUGACAUACCAGGACCGGUACCCCUUCUUCAGACUCUUCCCCGCUGACUCUCAAAAAGAUGUACAGUAUAACGGUGAAUAUACCCUGAAAGGCUUUUCUGACUUCCUGGAAAGUCAAAUCAAGAUCCAGAUUGAGGAUGAAGAUGAGCUACUCUCUAUUGAGGAAAGUGAAGAGACAGAAAAGGAGGUGUUAGCGGGGGAAAAGGAGGAAGCUUUUAUGAAGAAAGAGCUACCAGAAAGGAAUUUGCCUGAGUUGGAGAAUGUGACCAAAUUCGAAGGGGCAGCUGAGCAGAAAGAAAAGGCUGAGGAGGAGAAGGCAGCUGAGCCAAAGGAACCUCCAACACAGGGGAAGGAACCAAGAGUGAAGGAAGAACUGUAAGGCUCUCCAGAGCCAGGAAGAGAGGGUGCCCAUUUUCCAGACCCUGGCAUCAUUUUCUGAGUGGAUCUACUCCAAAUAAAAUUCUAUAUCAUUGUGGUAGGUGGGUGGAGGCUGGAUAAUAAAAGCCCUUGAAUGUCUUUGG
This is a messenger RNA of Cervus elaphus (red deer), 1879 nucleotides long. RefSeq names its product protein disulfide isomerase like, testis expressed (gene PDILT). Gene Ontology annotation, cellular component: endoplasmic reticulum. Gene Ontology annotation, biological process: protein folding. The transcript has 11 exons. The record is from RefSeq and is a predicted model, not a curated record. NCBI's taxonomy places the organism in Eukaryota, Metazoa, Chordata, Mammalia, Artiodactyla, Cervidae. The coding region runs from base 1 to 1737 and encodes 578 amino acids.